AUGGAACUACCUACCCCUCCCAAGUGCACCGCGGACUUUUGUCUGAUUCCAAUUGGCACCUCCUCACCCUCCGUCUCCGCCCAAAUCGCCGAUGUCCAGCGACUAAUCGAAGCCUCGGGCAUAAAAUACACCCUGCACUCCGCCGGCACCACUCUCGAAGGCUCCUGGGACCGGGUCCACCAGGUCAUCGGACAGGCGCAUACCCUCCUCCACCAACAGGGAAUAGUACGUAUCCAGACGGAUAUCCGGGUCGGAUCAAGGACGGAUAAAGAGCAGACUGCUGAGGAUAAGGUCAAUAAGGUGCGCCAGUUACUGAGGAAAGACCAGUGA
This is a messenger RNA of Penicillium cosmopolitanum, 330 nucleotides long. RefSeq names its product thiamine-binding protein. NCBI's taxonomy places the organism in Eukaryota, Fungi, Ascomycota, Eurotiomycetes, Eurotiales, Aspergillaceae. The record is from RefSeq and is a predicted model, not a curated record. The coding region runs from base 1 to 330 and encodes 109 amino acids. The transcript has 4 exons. Gene Ontology annotation, cellular component: cytosol.